AUGUCAGCGCUAAGAAUGCAACACUAUGCGAUAUUCUUGCAAUCGUUCGACUACAGCAUCCAGUUCAGACCAACGAAACAGCACGGUGCGUUCUCGAGACUACCGCUGAAGGAGAAAGUACCGGACAACGUUAUUGAAGAGACGGACAUGCUAGAGGUGAACAUGAUCGAGACUUUGCCGAUAACUGUUGAAGAGCUCGCGAAGGCCACCGCCGCUGAUCAUACCGUGAAGGCGUUGCUGGAAGGUUUACGAACUGGAAGAAGUAUUGAGCCGGGUCACCGUUUUGGAGUUGAUCAGUCGGAGUUCACCGUACAGAAAGGCUGUAUUCUGCGCGGGAUCAGAGUGUACGUUCCCUCGAGACUUCGAGAACGACUCCUCAGCGAACUGCACUCAACACAUUUUGGUAUGACAAGACUGAAGUCUCUGGCUCGUGGCUACGUGUGGUGGCAAGGUAUCGACGGCCAGAUUGAGGAGAUGGUGCGAAACUGCAGUUGCUGCCAAUCGACGAGAACUGAACCGGCCAAAGCCCCAACUCACUGUUGGCAACAAACGGUGAGACCGUUUGAGCGCAUCCAUGUGGAUUUCGCGGGGCCGUUCAUGCAAAGCUACUUCAUUGUGCUGAUAGACGCGUAUACCAAGUGGCCUGUGGACAAAAUCCUUAACAACAUCACAACAGCGACUACCAUACAAGUCUGCCGUGAAUACUUCGCUACAUAUGGGAUUCCCUCAGUUUUGGUUUCGGAUCAUGGCGUUCAGUUUACUUCUGAAGCAUUCCAGGACUUCCUUUGGAAGAAUGGAAUCUACCACAAGAUGGGUACACCAUACCAUCCGUCUACGAAUGCAUCAGCGGAGAGGUUAAUCGGGACAUUCAAGGCCAAGCUCAAGUGUUUGAAGUGCGACAAGGCGAUGCUGCAAGCGGAGCUGUGCAACAUUUUGCUCACCUACAGUAACACCUUUCAUCCAGCAACCGGACAGUCUCCGACUAUGAUGGUCUACAAUCGCCCACUGCGGUCUCGUUUGGACUUGAUGAUUCCGAAUCCAGAAACUGUCAGAAAGGAUGUUACAGAGAAAGUACGAAGCAUUCCGAAGGGGGCGAGAGUUUCAGCUAGAGACUACAUUGACAGCGACAAGUGA
Messenger RNA from Aedes albopictus (Asian tiger mosquito), 1134 nucleotides. RefSeq lists its product as uncharacterized. The record is from RefSeq and is a predicted model, not a curated record. Lineage: Eukaryota; Metazoa; Arthropoda; Insecta; Diptera; Culicidae. Gene Ontology annotation, biological process: DNA integration. Gene Ontology annotation, molecular function: nucleic acid binding. The transcript has a single exon. Bases 1 to 1134 code for a protein of 377 amino acids.